Apaloderma vittatum (bar-tailed trogon) is the source of this 1086-nucleotide messenger RNA. Its product is annotated as putative protein FAM172B. Gene Ontology annotation, cellular component: nucleus. The transcript has 2 exons. Gene Ontology annotation, biological process: regulatory ncRNA-mediated heterochromatin formation. The coding region runs from base 1 to 1086 and encodes 361 amino acids. Lineage: Eukaryota; Metazoa; Chordata; Aves; Trogoniformes; Trogonidae. Gene Ontology annotation, molecular function: siRNA binding. The record is from RefSeq and is a predicted model, not a curated record.
AUGAUGGCAGAUUUUACUGAAGAGCAUACGUGGUUACAAAUGCAGCAUGAUCUAAGCUUGAAGAAACUAAUAGAAGGUUCAGAGUAUCAAGAGGAACUGAAGUACGAAUUCAACAUAAAAGGGGAACUGAGGCACCUGGAUACAAAUGAGUCCUUUGUUUUCAAUUAUUACAAGAAUACACCUGAGCAGAAUCAUAAACGCUAUCAAGUUUUGGGACAUUUGAUUACCAAUUACAUUUAUGAGCUCCUGGAAAGAGUCUGCAUGCUGCAGAAAGUUACUAUCCCUACUGAUGCUACAGAGGGUGAGCCAAGAAGUUUCUUUUUCAUGAGUGAGAAUGCACUAACAUAUUCCUCUAGCCUAAUUGUCCUUCUUCAAGACCGUGGAGUUUUCCGUGCCGGACAGUGGGGGUACAGGACCAUUGUCAGAGAGGGCCUGGUGCACGGAACACAAAUACCGUUCAUCAAAAUGGCCCUUCAAACCCAUGAAGGAGUGAUUGUACUGAAUCCUAACGACAACUUUGUUGAUCCAGAGGCUGAAAAGGGGAGGUUAAGCUUUUCUACCAGGGAAGAAGCACAGACUUCUACGCAGUCCAGCUGGAUGCCCAAGAGGGCCAGCAGCAGCCCCGAGGAGCACACCAUGUACGUAUGGGAUCAUUUCAUAUCAAAGAGCGCAGCCAAGAACGUGGCCUUCAUUGCCCAUGGCUAUGGUGGCUUGGUGUUCGUUGAUCUGCUGGUGCAGAGAAAAUGGGAGGUGAUGAAUAAAGUGUACUCCGUGGCAUUCAUCGACUCCAUGCACAACACACGGCACCAGACUAGAAGCGAUCCACAAAUACAAGAAUGGAUACAGAAAUGCUGCCGAGAAUGGGUGUCGAGCAGUAAGCCUCUAGACAGAGCUGUGGGUUCUCCCAUGAAAAUGAAUUGCCCUACUGUCUCUGCUGGAACAGAAAAGCAUGAUUUAGCACCCUCCUGCUGCUUACGUGCCAUCUUUAAGUAUCUGAAGAGUUUGCUGAAAGCCAAGACAAUAGUUUCUAGGUAUUCACCUAUUGCAACCAGAAGCAGCACAAGAAAGAAGAGAGGCAAUACGUAA